Molecule: messenger RNA, 864 nt
Organism: Penaeus monodon (black tiger shrimp)
Lineage: Eukaryota; Metazoa; Arthropoda; Malacostraca; Decapoda; Penaeidae
Exons: 3
Coding region: 1-411 (136 amino acids)
Source: RefSeq, a predicted model, not a curated record
AUGAUACUCUGGAAGCAAACUAGCCCAAUUUACCUCUGGCUGGCACGAUCAGUGUGGUGCCAGCAGCAGGGAGUGCCGGAGUGUGGGGUCGGGGAGGGCGCCGCGCAAGACACACCGCGAGAGCCGCUCUAUGAUUACAGGCGGGCUCACACACGUCCUCCGCUCGGAGAUAAUGUGACUCCCGUUCCCUCGAGUCGCGGCACUACGAGUCACUCCCUUCGUGGUUGUCAACUGAUUAAGCGUCACCUGAAAAAUGGACAAGAAAACUUUUCUCAAGAUACUCAUCAAAGAUAUACAGUAAACAAACGGGCAAACAAACCAAGGACUUACACAGGCGUGUUUGCUGUUUUGUUGAAUUUUCUGAUGCGAACUGAUCAGCGGAACAAGAAAUUAAAGCAUGAACUCUCGUGACAUGAAAAUUAGACAGGAUUUAUGAAUAGAAAUAAAUUAAAGCUCAACUUUUUUUCGCACACUAUGAAGUGAAUGGCAUCACUGAAAUAAUAUGAACAGAUAAUUGAAGUUAUUUAAAUGUUUACACCAUGGGAAUAGAUUCGCAACUAGAAACAAUAAUCAGUGAUAAAGAACAAGCUUAGAAAGUGAAGUGAAUAAACACAAGAAUGCACUAUGCGAACUGAAAGCCUACACAGCAACGGCCUUUGUUCACCGUGGAUUGGCCUAUUCGAUAUGGAACGUUUAUAAAAGACCAGUCGUUGCAUUGUUUGAAGAUAAACUACGCUGUCGUUCGUGAGGUUCCAGAAACGGUAAAUAUUUAUUUACAUAUAUAUUUGUUUUUAUCUGUAUGGAUUUUAAGAGCACCUGAAGGAGCAAUAGAUCCAGAACUUGUGAAGGAGCAUGAUCCCCUUA